AUGGAUCCACACGAAGAACAACAACAGGAACUAGAAGUGUUACAGUCGAUUUACCCCGACGAACUCACGCUAGUGUCACCAACAAAUUACAGUAUCAAAAUUGCUCUUGAUACUCAAUCAGAUCGUAAGCAUGCAUUAUCAUUAAAUGUUAAAUAUCCAGAAACUUAUCCAGAAGUAGUACCUAUACUUGAAAUUACAAUCGAAGAAGAUGAAGUGGUGGUAGAAGAUGAAGAUGAAGACGGCGAAGAUCCAAAUAAAGCCAUCCAUUUAUCUGAAAGCAUCGAAUUUUCUAAAGAAGAUUUAAAAUUUUUAUUAAAUAAAUUAAAUGAAGAAGCAGAAUUACAAAUUGGAAUGCCAUCGGUAUUUGCUUUAGCAACUCAAUUAAAAGAUGAAUCAGAAAUUUUAUUUCAAAAAAAAUUAGAUAAAGCACAAAAAGAUUAUGAUGAUAAAUUAUUAGCAAAAGAAAGACAAGAACAAAAUAAAUUUAUCGGUACGGAAGUUACCAAGGAAUCAUGGCUUAAGUGGAGAAAUGAUUUUAGAAAUGAAUUACAGAUUGAAUUAAAAGAUAAAGAACGUCAAGAUAAAAUACAUAAUGGUAAAUUAACUGGUCGAGAGAUAUUCGAAAGAGGUUUAGCUGGUGAUGAUGAUUUAUUAGACAUCACUGAUAAUUUAAAACAAGUUACUGUUUAA
Messenger RNA from Hyphopichia burtonii NRRL Y-1933, 690 nucleotides. It is a transcript of the gene GIR2, whose product is annotated as Gir2p. The transcript has a single exon. The record is from RefSeq and is a predicted model, not a curated record. Gene Ontology annotation, molecular function: protein binding. Lineage: Eukaryota; Fungi; Ascomycota; Pichiomycetes; Serinales; Debaryomycetaceae. Gene Ontology annotation, biological process: cytoplasmic translation. Bases 1 to 690 code for a protein of 229 amino acids.